AUGGGAAAAAUUAAUAUUCCUCUUUUGCUUCUCGUCCUCUCUGUUGUGGCUGUAGUCGAGAGCAACACUAGUCGAUUGCGUCCUCACUCGACCUUUAUAGAGACACAAUGCAGGCGAACGCGUUAUCCAGAACCAUGUGUGACAUUUCUAUCCAAAUAUGUAAAUCCAACAUCACAAGAUCCUCAAGAAAUAGCUCAAGUUGCCUUGAAAGUGAGCCUAGUUAGGGCUCUACAUACAAAAGCUUACAUAGCAAAGGUAUGUAAGGAACCUAAGCAAAUGAAGGCAAAGGAUUAUCAAGCAAUAAAAGAAUGUCUUGUUCAUAUCUCUCAUGGUGUUUCCCAACUCACAAAUGCUGUCAAAGAGCUUCACAAUUUGAAGUUAGAUGGGCAAUUAGAAGAGUUUUUAUGGCAUCAAAAUAAUGUUCAAACUUGGCUUAGUACAGUAUUAACUGAUGUUUACACUUGCAUGGAUGGACUUUCUGGUUAUUCCAAGGGUGGAAAAGUGCAGGCUACCAUUAAAGCUAAGGUUCUUAACGUUGCACAAGUCACUAGCAAUGCUCUAGCUUUGUUUAAUGGAUUUGCUGCUAAGUAUAAGACCUCUCAUCAUGCUAGCUAUGACAGUAACAAACCCUAA
Nicotiana attenuata is the source of this 633-nucleotide messenger RNA. Its product is annotated as 21 kDa protein-like. The record is from RefSeq and is a predicted model, not a curated record. NCBI's taxonomy places the organism in Eukaryota, Viridiplantae, Streptophyta, Magnoliopsida, Solanales, Solanaceae. Gene Ontology annotation, molecular function: enzyme inhibitor activity. Gene Ontology annotation, biological process: negative regulation of catalytic activity. The transcript has a single exon. The coding region runs from base 1 to 633 and encodes 210 amino acids.